UUUUCUGACCUGACGUUCAGGGGGAAAUAAAUAGGGUAGCACACGAUUUGAUGUGUAGCAUAAAGCUUUAACAUAAACUUGGAGGAGUUUCUUGGAUAGGUUUUGCCAAGAAGACUAUGUUGUGAUGCUUUACAAUGGCUGGUCGUAUUCCUCUGUUUUUGCUGGCCUGUGGUUCCUUCAACCCCAUUACCCAUCAGCACAUGCGGCUGUUUGAGCUAGCCAGGGACCAGAUGCACCAGACGGGUCUUUAUCAUGUGGUUGGUGGCAUUGUGUCUCCUGUCAGUGAUGGUUAUGGUAAAACGGGGCUUGUUGCAUCGAAACACAGACUGGCUAUGGCAAGACUGGCUUUGCAGACCUCGGACUGGGUUACUGUUGAUGAAUGGGAGAGCCAGCAAUCUGACUGGACAGAGACCUUGGUGACUAUGAGGUACCACUUCAACCGCAUAGCUGCUCAGUACCAGCGUAAAACAGGAGAGCCCACAAAUAACUCUGGUGGUCCCCAGUUGAAACUGCUUUGUGGAGCAGAUUUCAUGGACAACUUUAAGGUGCCAGGUCUGUGGAGGGCCGAUCACAUCGAGGAGGUGGUUGGCCGUUUUGGAUUAGUCUGCGUGACACGAGGGAGCCUGCAGCCAGACCGGACCAUACACGAGUCUGACAUGCUGUCCAGGCACCGACAGAAUAUUUUCCUGGUUCGGGAGUGGAUACAAAAUGAGAUCAGCGCUACAGAGGUUCGACGAGCCUUACGUAGAGGAUAUAGUGUUAAAUACAUCUUACCAGACUCAGUCAUCGAUUACAUCAGAGAAAACAACCUUUACACGCAGGAUAGUGAGAUGAAGAACAAGGAAAUUCAACUACGGCCUCUUACCAAGCAAACAGACUGACAUAGAGACUGUAGUAUGAUCUCAUGUGAUUUAUAAGUCAUUGCGAAUUGUGUUUCGUAAGAUAUUUCACACUCGAUCUUCCUUUGGAAAAUGUAAAAGCAGACACUUUCAGAGUAUUUUCAUAUUUUGUCUACUGUAAAGAAGGCACAUCUUUACUGUAAAGUGCAUUAUCUAUGACCAUUGUUUCCUGGAUUAUCGUGUAAUGUGUGCAAAGGGAUUUAAGAAUUGAUCUGGUAUAUGCAGGAGAUAGAUUUGCCAGAUCAUUGAGAAGCUGUAAGUCUAUGUUUUCCAGGUCUGCUGACUGUUGACUUUUGCUGAAUGUCACAAGGAAGAUAAAUAACAGAGCAUUUACACUUUGAAGAGCAAACAUUGCUUUCUCCGUUUUCAUUUGCACAGAAAGCGUCAUUCAUAUUGUCAGAAUUCUCGAGAUGUUUCACCAAGCUGUGUUGAGAGUUUUUGACUUUGAAAAUCAAAUGUUUUUUUGAAAUGUUUGUGGUGAUGUCUCUCUAAAUUUGUUAGACAUUUUCCUUGUAUCAUACACUGCAAGUUUUAGCCUCAAAACAACAAGUUGCUUUAAGAGCGAUUUGCAGUGUUGAAGUCCUCCUGCUGACAGUUUUGUGUUUAAAUGGAUGCCUUUUUCAUCACUCUAAAAGAUUAAAGCUUAAGGAAUUGGUUGUUUGAGAUUAUAGGUAAAUGAAUACAAACCAUCCAUCUCUUUUAGACGUACACUGAAUUGCACAGAAUGGCCAUGUGUGCCAGCACAAAGAUAAUUCAAUUGUGCACAUACUUUUGAGAAAAAAAAUAUACUUUUAUUUUUAAAAACAAAUAGAUAUAAAAGUUAAUGUGUAUAAUGAAGGAUUUGUUUUUUGUAAAUGUGUGAAUGAAAUUAAGAGGGCUGUUCAAUUGCGGGCAGGUGAAAUUCAGUUAACG
This is a messenger RNA of Paramisgurnus dabryanus, 1811 nucleotides long. It is a transcript of the gene nmnat3, whose product is annotated as nicotinamide nucleotide adenylyltransferase 3. The record is from RefSeq and is a predicted model, not a curated record. Gene Ontology annotation, cellular component: mitochondrion. Gene Ontology annotation, biological process: NAD+ biosynthetic process. Gene Ontology annotation, molecular function: nicotinamide-nucleotide adenylyltransferase activity; nicotinate-nucleotide adenylyltransferase activity. Lineage: Eukaryota; Metazoa; Chordata; Actinopteri; Cypriniformes; Cobitidae.